AUGAUGACACGCACGAGGCCGAAUGUUUCGGCGGCGGAACUUGCACAACGUAUCCGCGAUGAACGAGAUCAAAAACGAGCAACUCUUGAUGAAACACAUCGACAUUUAUUUGAUAUUAUUGCAACACGACUUGGCAUCGAUCGAUCCGAAGUCGAAGACAAUGUCGUCGAAAGUCAAAAUUUUAAUCUCAUAGACGAGUUUUUCGAGGUCAAUGGGAACCAAUAUUUGGUCUUUUUCUACCAAGAACCUGAAGUUCAGCACAAUGAAACUGAUUCACAUCGCCGUGGUUACUCGCCGUAUACCACGCGUACCAAUACAGCCGGUCUAAAGCCUGCAAAACCGAAAGUACUGAUCGCGAAUCUAGAAGAACAAAGUCUACGCGGAAUUUGUCUAUGCUUCUUGCGAAAUUCGAAUAAAACAAAAAUUACCGGACAAAAUAUUGUUAAUGAAGUUUGCUUCUAUACAUUCGAAUGUAACACCGAACCAUUGCUUCAGGCGUUGAGUCGAUCGAUCGCUGAUAUUUAUUUACCAUAUCUGCAAACAUCUGAUACGACCUGGGGAAAACUAACAGGCUCAGAUAACAAUCAAUUGGUUAAAGUUGAUUUCCUCAGUCGAUUGAAUAACUUUGUUGCAAUGUUGAACAGCGCCCAAGAAAGCAUAAAUGAGCGAAUUCUUUUGAAACCUUGUGAUAAAAUUGAUUUAACACAAUUGCAACAUGCAGGAGAUUAUAUAUCUGUUGCAUCGAAUAAUGAACAUCUGGCAUCAGUCGAAGAAACAAUGAAAACAUGGAUUAAACAGAUGGAAAAAGUUCUCGCGGAGAGUGAACAAAUUCGUCGAGAAGCAGAUAAUAUCGGUCCACGUGCUGAACUUGACUAUUGGAAAAAACGUAUGACAAAAUUCAACUUUCUCCUCUAUCAAAUCAAAGGUCAAGAUGUCAAAGCUGUACUAACAAUUUUACAGACAGCACGAUCGAAACUUAUUCAACAAUGGAAAAUUCUAGAUGGCAAAAUCACCGAUGCCGCUAAUGAAGCGAAAGAUAACGUCCGAUACUUGUAUACCUUGGAAAAAUUCUGUGAACCACUGUAUAAUUCCGAUCCUGUUGGAAUGUUAGAAGGCAUUCCCGGCCUAAUCAAUGCUGUACGAAUGAUUCACUCCAUCUCACAAUAUUACAACACAUCGGAGCGAAUGACAUCAUUAUUCGUUAAAAUCACCAAUCAAAUGAUAACAACAUCGAAAAUGUAUGUCACAGAGAAUUAUACUCAAACGAUUUGGUCGCAAAAUCAAGCUCAUGUCAUAUCGAAGUUACGUGAUUGUAUUAAAUUGAAUGUUGAAUAUCAACGUUGUUUUCAAUCAACCAAAGCGAAAUUAGCAGCUGAUCCAUCCGAACGGCAAUUUGAUUUUAGUGAAAUGUAUAUCUUCGGCAAAUUUGAUUCGUUUGUUCGACGUUGCGAAAAGAUCAUUGACAUGUUCGCGAAAAUCAAUAUCUAUUCGCACUUAGCGGAAUCGAAAAUAGAAGGUAUUGCACCGUUCCAUUCGAAAUUUAAUAUGAUUGUAACGUCGAUGAAGAAAAAAGAUUAUGAUUUCUUGGAUCAACGUAAACAGGAUGUUGACGAUGACUUGGCCGACUUCGAUCGGUCGAUAUCCGAUCUUCAUGCGAGUUUAAAUGAAUUUCUUGAUAAGUAUUUCAACACCAUUCGAAGUACCGAACGAGCGCUUGAUUCAUUGAAACGUUUCGAGAAAUUACAAAUACCAAAUAUUGGCAUCAGUGAUAAAUAUGCCAAAAUUUUACAGCAGUACUCUAAGGAUUUAGAUACAGUGGCCAAAAUUUAUCAAAAACACGCCAAAGAUCCAUUGAUUUCACGAGACUUACCACCAGUAGCAGGUCGAAUAACCUGGGCGCGUCAAUUAUACAAGCGUAUCCAACAACCCAUGGACGUAUUCGUUGCCAAUAAAACAAUUCUUCAAUAUCCUGGUGCGAAAAAGAUCAUUAAGAACUACAAUCAACUAUCCAAAGUACUGUUAACAUAUGAGAUUGUCUAUCACGAAGGAUGGCGUCGUCAAGUUGACGUUGUUGCUACUGGUAUCCACUCCAGUCUGCUGAUACGCGUCAACCGUGAGGAUUUGUCCGCUGGCGCAACGACAAGCGCACCUUCGUCGUCUAUUGUCACAUCUACAGCGCAAACCAAUCCGGAUUAUUUAGUGAAUUUUGAUCCGCAUAUUCUGGAAUUAAUUCGUGAAACUCAAUGUUUAGCACGAUUGGGAUUGGAAAUUCCGAAAGAGGCGGCUCUGUUAGCGCAACGUGAAGAGUUUUUGAAAAAACACUAUCAAGACUUAACACAAUUGGUUGAGAAAAACAAACACUUACGAGAGAAAAUCAAACAACCAUUUGAAGCAUUGUUAGCACCGAAAAUCCAACGAUUGAAUGAUAUUGUUAAACCGGGAUUAACGUCGUUAACGUGGGCUUCGUUAACAAUUGAUGAUUAUAUCAAUACUGUUAACGCAGCAUUGGAUGAAUUCGACCUGAUGUUAGAUCGAGCAAAUGAUCUAAUUACCUUUCGAAUUGAUUCUGUGCUGAAUGAAAUAUCGACAAUGUCACUUUGUGAUGUUCCAGAUGAUGAAACGAUCACACCUGAAGAAUUUCUUCAGCAUGCACAAAAUUUAUGCAGUCAAGCAGCUAAACAAAUUCAAAUCAAAUCUCACAAUGUCGAAGAUGCUGCUCUCGAGGUCAUCGAUCUUCUAUGUGGAAAUGUUGUUCUGGAUGGAGAGGACCACACUCCGCAUGGAAAUACAACUUCUGAUCUUGACGAAGAUGAUGAUGAGACAGAUUUCGAUGACGAUACAACUGCCCGUAGUGUCCAUAAAUCAUCACGUAGUGCUCGGCAACGAGACAGUACAUUGAAUCGAAGUCGUUUAACUUCAGCCGGAAUAACAUCGGCGGGACGAAAUCGCUCAGCGACUGUUCUGAGCGCAUCAACACGUCGUAAACGCGAUCAACAAAAUGAAAUGAUGCAAGCAGCCAUCACAGAAUUAAUUAGUCAUUUCAGUCAUCGGAAUCUCGAGGCGAUUGUACGUGUGAUUAAAAUGACUCUGGAAAAACUUCGACGACGUAUCACAUCCACACUAAGUUAUGGCCGACAUCAUCGCGAAGCACCUUUGUUCAAAGUUUUUGCUGAACUGGCUAUUCCACAUGUCGUCAUUCGACCACCGACUGAAGAAGUUCAGAUUUAUCUGAAUAAAGCUGUCCAAACGAUUGUGUCCGUAGCCAAAACAAUCUCUCAAUGGGAUAAAAAUCGACAAAGAACAGUAAAGUUAUCUGCCACUACUAGUAAAAUUCUAGCUCGGCUAGGAAUUCUUCCAUCAUCAAGCAAUGAUUUAUCUUUAUUGAGAAAAUUGAAUCACCAACAAAGUAAACGUGAGAAUAAUACUGAAAUACCACUCGAUGCGGCGACUGGUGAUAACGAAUCUCAUGCUGGAGUUAAUCCUCAAUCGGAUCGAGAGGACGAAGGUGCACCGACGACUCCGGGUCUGACGCCGACCGGCUUCAAUCUCGAUGCUUCGACACGUGACUUAACUCAUCAAGGAGUGCCAGCGAAUGAUACUUCUCUCAAUCGAACACGUGCUACCGAGCCAACAACAACAGAUCAUCGACAAGAACGAGUACAAUUCACUCCAGCGAAUAAUUACUAUAAGAAUGUGUCAGAAAAUAAAGACGUAGCAAAACUAGUGGCCAUCUUAGCUACAUGCAUCAAUGCAACGAAAAAAGAUGUCACGGCAGCAUUGAUCGUAUUUACUCAAUACAAUAUUUUGUGGCAACGAGAUCGUGAUGAUGAAUUAAAAGAAUUUCUCGCCAAUGAUCCACGUGCAUCAGAAUUCGAAGCAAAAAUUAAAUCUUACGAAAAUUUAUCCGAAGCUAUCAGUGCACAACCAGAUUUCAUCCCGGUUGGACCUCUAGCAAUCUAUACUGAACAUCUCAAAUACGGUCUCAACCAUGAACUUCGCGACUGGAUUGCUUGUUACGGUCAAGCAUGCAACACAAAAUAUCGCAAAGAAAUGCUUGAAGUGCGAGCGUUUAUUGAUGAUAUUGGAAAACGUUUAUCACGUGGUAUUAAAGAUCUGGAAGAUAUACGUUUGGUGAUGCUUGCUAUCAAAGAUUUGCGCGACAAUGAAAUUCGUAUUGAUAUGAGUAUCGGACCUAUCGAAGAGUCUUAUACAAUGCUUCAAGCACAUGGUAUCACCAUCCCUCGUGAAGAAGUAGAACGAGCAGAAACGCUGCGAUACGAUUGGGGAAAACUUCAAAGACAUUCGAGUGAAAUCACGACGCACUUGAUAAAAAUUCAACCAACGAAACGCGAUGAAUUGCUGGAAAAUAUGAAACUAUUCGUUGAAGAAUGCGGAAAGUUCUAUGUUGACUAUGAACACGGUGGACCGACGUUACCAGGCUUAACACCGCGUGAAUCCAGUGAUCGACAAAUAUUAUUUCAGAGCCGAGUAGAGAAUUUGUACAAGAAAUAUGAAACGUAUCAUGGAGGAGAAUUGCUAUUCGGUCUGCCUGUGACCGAGUUUCCACAAUUGGAGAAGAUCCGCAAAGAUCUCACAUUACUCCAACGUUUGUAUGGUUUGUACAAUCGAGUUUUGGAUACAGUGGCCAGUUAUUAUGAUAUUUCAUGGGUUGAUGUGAACAUUGAUAAAAUCAAUCAAGAACUAUCGGAUUUUCAGAAUGCAUGUCGAAAACUGCCGAAAGGUUUACGAGAAUUUCCAGCAUUUCAUGCAUUGAAGAAGACAAUUGAUGAUUUUAGUGAAUGUUGUCCAUUGCUAGAAAUGAUGUCUAACCGAGCAAUGCAAACUCGGCAUUGGCAACGUAUAGCCGAAGUUACUGGCGUGCACAAUUUGGACAUCGAAGCUGAUGAUUUUCGUUUGCGAAACGUCAUGGAUCUUCCACUGUUACAAUUUAAAGAAGAUAUUGAAGAUAUUUGCAUUGCAGCGGUGAAAGAACGUGACAUUGAAGCGAAGAUGAAACAAGUUGAAGCAGAUUGGCGAACACAAGAGUUUAACUUCGCUCAAUUCAAAACACGUGGAGAACUGUUACUGAAAGGCGAUCGAAUCCAAGAAGUUAUUAGUCUACUAGAAGACUCAUUAAUGUUACUCGGUUCUUUAAUGUCAAAUAGAUACAAUGUUCCAUUUCGUAAACAAAUUCAAAAAUGGGUUAAAGAUCUAACCGACACAAACGAAAUUAUUGACAAUUGGAUGCACGUACAGAACUUAUGGGUUUAUCUCGAAGCUGUAUUUGUUGGCGGUGAUAUUGCUAAACAACUACCACAAGAAGCCAAACGCUUCUCAUCAAUCGAUAAAUCUUGGCUUAAAAUUAUGUCAAAAGCACAUGAGCAACCCGCUGUUGUGCCCUGCUGUACCACAGAUGAAACUUUAAAACAAUUGUUGCCACAUUUACUUGAACAAUUGGAAUUGUGUCAAAAAUCGCUAACUGGUUAUUUGGAACGCAAACGUCUUCUGUUUCCACGGUUCUUCUUUGUCUCGGAUCCGGCACUGUUGGAAAUUUUAGGACAAGCAAGUGAUCCACAUACAAUCAAAGCACAUUUACUAAGUGUCUUUGAUAAUAUCAAAACUGUACGCUUUCAUGACAAAGAAUACGAUAAGAUUUUAACCAUUGAAUCAUCGGAAGGUGAAACUGUUGAACUUGAAAAACCUGUAAAAGCUGAAGGUAAUGUUGAAGUAUGGCUAAUGUCACUGCUCAAAGAAUCCCAACGAUCAUUACAUGGCGUUAUUCGUCAAGCGUACCAUGCUCUAUCCGAUCCAUCUUCAUUCAAUCUCAUUGAAUUUCUUAAUACGUAUCCUGCUCAAGUUGGUCUCUUAGGUAUUCAAUUGAUUUGGACACGUGAUGCUACGGAAGCACUACGAAACGCCAAAUCAGAUAAAAAUAUCAUGAAACAAACAGCCAAAGUCUUUGGUGAUCUACUCGACAUAUUAAUUGAUCAAACUACAAAAGAUUUAACACGUGUUGAACGUACCAAAUACGAAACUUUAAUUACUAUUCAUGUUCAUCAAAAGGAUAUCUUCGAUGAACUUGUCCAAACAGGUGUACGAUCUGUGACAGAUUUCGACUGGCUAAAACAAACACGAUUUUAUUUUGUUGAUGAACUGGAUAAGAUUCAAAUCUCUAUCACUGACGUCGACUUCACAUACAUGAAUGAAUUUCUCGGUUGCAAUGAACGUUUAGUUAUCACGCCAUUAACAGAUCGAUGUUAUAUCACAUUAGCUCAAGCUCUACAUAUGAGUAUGGGUGGAGCGCCUGCCGGGCCAGCUGGAACAGGAAAAACCGAGACGGUCAAAGAUAUGGGUCGAUGUCUUGGCAAAUACGUUGUUGUUUUUAACUGUUCGGACCAAAUGGAUUUCCGUGGUUUAGGUCGUAUUUUCAAAGGCUUAGCACAAUCCGGUUCGUUUGGAUGUUUCGAUGAAUUCAAUCGUAUCGAUUUACCUGUCUUAUCCGUCGCGGCUCAACAGAUUGCGAUUGUUCUUGCAUGUAAGAAAGAAAAGAAACGUCAGUUCGUCUUCACCGAUGGUGAUAUCGUUGAGAUGAAUAACGAAUUCGGUAUUUUUCUUACUAUGAAUCCUGGCUAUGCUGGUCGACAAGAAUUACCCGAAAAUUUGAAGAUCAACUUUCGUUCAGUGGCCAUGAUGGUACCAGAUCGUUUACCGAUUAUUCGGGUGAAAAUGGCUGCCUGUGGUUUUCGAGAGAAUGUACCCCUAUCAAAGAAAUUCUAUACACUGUACAAACUAUGCGAAGAACAACUCAGUAAACAAGUUCAUUAUGAUUUUGGUUUACGAAAUAUUUUGUCCGUACUGCGAACAUUGGGUGCAGUGAAACGUGCAAAUAAAGAUGAUCAGGAGAAGACAAUUGUUAUGCGAGUUCUUCGAGAUAUGAAUUUAUCGAAAUUAGUUGACGAAGAUGAACCGUUGUUCAUUUCUCUGAUCAACGAUCUUUUUCCAAAUAUUAAACUAGAAAAAGAGACGUACGCUGAACUUCAAGCAGCAAUUGAUAAAGAAGCACUAGCUGCUGGUUUAAUUUGUCAUCCGCCGUGGAUAUUAAAGAUCAUUCAACUAUUCGAAACUCAACGUGUUCGUCAUGGUAUGAUGACUUUAGGACCAUCGGGUGUCGGCAAAACAUGCUGUAUUCAUACGUUAAUGAAAGCAAUGACGAUCUGUGGUGAACCACAUCGUGAAAUGCGAAUGAAUCCUAAAGCAAUUACAGCACCGCAAAUGUUCGGAAGACUAGAUGCAGCAACAAAUGAUUGGACAGACGGCAUAUUUUCUACACUAUGGAGACGAACAUUGCGAACGAAAAAAGGCGAAUUUGUGUGGCUGGUCUUAGAUGGUCCUGUAGAUGCAAUUUGGAUUGAAAAUUUGAAUUCUGUCUUGGAUGAUAACAAAACAUUAACAUUAGCCAAUGGUGAUCGAAUACCUAUGGCACCGAAUUGUAAAAUUAUCUUCGAGGUGCACAACAUUGAUAACGCAUCACCAGCCACUGUUAGUCGAAAUGGUAUGGUUUAUAUGAGUAGUUCUGGUUUAGAUUGGCGACCACUGAUUCAGGGUUGGAUCAAACGUGACCGUUCAGCAAAUGAUGGCGAAGUUCUUAUGCGUUUAUUCGAAUCAUCAUUCCCAUAUAUCUAUCGAUACUUCGCACUUCAUCUCAAAUCCAAAAUGCCCAUCCUCGAAUGUAUGAUUGUUACACAGGCGUGUAAAUUGCUGAAUGGAUUAUUACCAUCGAAGGAAGCGAAAGAUCAGCUGAAUGCUCAACACAUUGAACGCUUAUAUGUGUUUGCACUGAUGUGGUCCAUAGGUGCAUUUCUCGAGCUAGAUGAUCGGGCUCGCUUACAAGAAUAUAUUUGCAAUGAUCCGGACGCGAACUUUCAAUUGGACACACCGACCAUACCAGCGGAUAGUGAAGAUACGAUAUUCGAUUAUUUUGUUCAUGAUAAAACAGGUGUAUGGAAACAUUGGAAUACUGUUGUAACAGAGUACAAUUACCCGAAAGACCACGAUCCUGAGUAUGCAUCAAUUCUCGUGCCGAAUGUUGAUAACGUUCGAACAGAUUUUCUCAUCCAUACCAUUGCAAAACAACAUAAACCUGUUCUUCUAAUCGGCGAACAAGGUACGGCCAAGACAGUUAUUAUCCAAUCUUAUAUGGCCCGUUAUAACGCCGAAGAGCAUGCUCAAAAAACGGUAAAUUUUUCAUCAGCAACAACACCAAAUAUGGUUCAACGAAUAAUUGAAUCGUAUGUUGACAAACGUGUUGGAACAACGUACGGUCCACCAGCUGGCAAGAAAAUGACUGUUUUCAUCGAUGAUAUUAAUAUGCCAACGAUUAAUGAAUGGGGCGAUCAAAUAACAAAUGAAAUCGUUCGUCAGCUGAUGGAACAGAGUGGUUUUUAUUCACUGGAAAAACCAGGUGAAUUCACAACCAUCGUGGAUAUCCAGUUUCUUGCUGCAAUGAUUCAUCCGGGCGGUGGCCGAAAUGAUAUUCCUCAGCGUUUAAAACGACAAUUUUGCAUAUUCAAUUGUACACUACCAUCGAAUACAUCCAUCGAUAAAAUCUUCUCGGUUAUUGCUCUGGGACACUACGCAAAAGAACGUGGAUUCAAUGAAGAAGUACGCUCAUUAAUUGAACGACUUGUGCCUGCAACGAGGCGUCUAUGGCAAUUAACAAAAAUCAAGAUGCUGCCAACACCAGCCAAAUUUCACUACGUAUUCAAUUUACGUGAUCUUUCGCGUAUAUGGCAAGGAAUGAUUAACACUAUUCCACAGGUGAUUGACAAUGAAAAAACGUUAAGUGCACUGUGGAAACAUGAAUGUACACGUGUUAUAUGCGAUAGAUUCACUGAAGUCGAUGAUUACCGUUGGUUUUACAAAACGACUGAACGUGUUGCUGAAGAAGAAUUAGGUGCAAAAUAUCAGCCGAUGGUAAAAAAAGAAGAGUACUUCGUCGACUUCCUAAGAGAUGCACCUGAACCGACAGGUGAUGAGCCUGAAGAUGCCGACUUUGAUGCUCCUAAAAUAUACGAACCUAUCCCAUCGUUCGAAGCCCUCGAAGAACGUUUAAAAAUGUACUUAGUACAAUAUAACGAAAGUAUUCGUGGUUCCGGUAUGGAUUUAGUCUUUUUCAAAGAUGCGAUGGCACAUCUAGUAAAAAUCUCACGUAUCAUUCGAACACCACGUGGCAAUGCACUACUAGUUGGUGUAGGUGGUAGUGGAAAACAAUCGCUAACAAAGUUAGCGUCCUUUAUUGCUGGCUACAAAACGUUCCAAAUCACUUUGACACGCGCCUAUAAUACUAAUAAUCUGUUAGAAGACUUGAAAACGCUAUAUCGCGUGGCGGGAAAAGAUGGCAAAGGCAUUACCUUUAUUUUUUCUGAUCAGGACAUUAAAGAUGAAUCAUUUCUUGAAUAUAUUAACAAUGUACUUUCAUCAGGAGUUGUUCCGGGAAUGUUUGCACGAGAUGAAAUGGAUGAAAUAUGUCAAGAAUUGAUACCCGUCAUGAAAAAACAAUAUCCACGACGGCCACCCACUAAUGAAAAUCUCUACGAUUACUUUUUGUCCCGUGUUCGACAAAACCUACAUGUUGUUCUAUGUUUUUCACCUGUUGGUGAGAAAUUCCGUAAACGAGGUCUACAAUUUCCUGGUCUGGUCGCCAACUGUACGAUCGAUUGGUUCCUUCGUUGGCCUCGCGAUGCAUUAGUUGCUGUCGCCGAUCAUUUUCUUUCAUCUUUCAAUAUUGUUUGUACAGAUGCAAUCAAAAAACAAGUAGUUCAAUGCAUGGGCUCGGUUCAUGACGGUGUUGCUGAGUAUUGUCUGCAAUACUUUCAAAAAUAUCGCCGUGCAACGCAUGUCACACCGAAAUCUUACCUUGCCUUUUUGAAUGGUUACAAGGAAAUCUAUUCGCAGAAACUAAAUGAAAUCGAGUCGAUGGCUAAGCGUAUGAAUGAUGGGUUAACACGUUUAGUUGACGCAGAAAAAGCAGUCAUGGUCAUGAAAGAGGAAUUAGCCGUUAAAGAACAGGAACUAGAUAUUGCGAAUAAGAAAGCAGACGAAGUUUUGAAGGAAGUUGCAGUGAAAAAAGGGGCAGCAGAGGUAGUUAAACAACAAGUACAAAAAGUGAAAGACACCGCACAGACCUUGGUCGAUGAAAUUAAUCGUGACAAAAUCGAAGCCAAUGCCGAAUUAGAGAAGGCUAAACCAGCGUUAUUAGCUGCAGAAGAAGCUUUACUGACGAUUACACCUGCUGAUAUUGCAGUUGUGCGUAAACUUGGCCGUCCACCUCGUCUUAUUCGUCAAAUGAUGGACUGUGUUCUGAUCCUCUUUGGGCGUCCUCUCAAGAAUCCGAUUAGAAUCGAUCCCGACUUGCAAGGGCCUGAGCCAAGUUGGGAAAACUCAUUAAAACUUAUGUCUGAUACUGGUUUCUUACAAAAUCUUCAAACAUUCCCACGUGAUCGUAUCAAUGACGAACAAAUCGAAUUACUUCAAACCUAUUUUCGUGUUCCUGACUACACACCAGAAGGUGCUAAAGUAGCUGCCGGCGCUGUUGCUGGUCUUUUGACAUGGACACGUGCUAUGGCUGAUUUCUUCUAUGUAAACAAACGUGUUCUACCAUUGAAAGCGAAUUUAGCUAUGCAAGAAGCUCGUUUAACCAAAGCCAAUGCUCAAUUAGAAACAGCACAAGCCGAACUUGACCGACGAGAAGCGGAAGUUGCUGCUGCACAAGCUGAGUACGAUGCAGCUAUGGCAAUCAAACAGCGUUUGCAAGAUGAUCUCGAUCGUACAUUGAAACGAAUGAAUGCCGCAAGAGAAUUAAUAACUGGCCUUGCUGACGAACAAGAAAGAUGGACUGAACAGAGCAAGCAGUUCAAAGCCCAAAUUGGACGUUUGGUCGGUGAUGUACUACUAUGUACCGGAUUUCUCUCCUAUCAAGGCCCGUUCAAUCAAGAUUUUCGCAUCUUAUUAGCUAAAGAUUGGCAAAAACUAUUAACCGAACAGAAUAUUCCAUUUACUCGCUCAUUGAAUGUCACUGAGUAUUUAACGGACGUGACGAUUGUUGGCGAAUGGAAGUUACAAGGUCUACCCAAUGAUGAACUAUCUAUUCAGAACGCCAUUAUCGUUACGCGUGCUAAACGUUAUCCACUAUUGAUUGAUCCUCAGGGUCAAGGCAAAGCCUGGAUUAAAAAUAAAGAAGCGACAAAUGACUUACAAACAACAAAUCUCUCCACGAAACACUUUCGGCAACAUUUGGAAGAUUGUCUCUCACUCGGUCGACCAUUAUUAAUUGAAGACGUUGGUGAAGAACUCGAUCCGGCAUUAGAUAAUGUCCUAGAGAAAAAUUUCAUUCGUUCGGGCACUACCUUGAAAGUUAAAGUUGGUGAUAAAGAAGUUGAUGUACUGAAAGGAUUCAAUUUAUAUAUUACGACAAAACUAGCCAAUCCAGCGUUCACACCGGAAAUUUCGGCAAAAACGUCCGUAAUUGAUUUCACUGUGACAAUCAAAGGCUUAGAAGAUCAGCUGUUAGGCUUAACGAUUCUGAAAGAGAAAGCUGAACUGGAAGGUGAACGUGUAAAAAUGUUAGAAGAUAUCCAAGCAAAUAAUAAACGCAUGAAAGAGCUAGAAGAUAAUCUUCUGAUGAGAUUGAGCAAUUCAAAAGGAUCAUUAGUUGAUGAUGAUGAUCUUAUUCGAACAUUGAAAACAACGAAAGUAACUUCGAGUGAUGUGAAGCAAAAACUUCAAAUUGCAACGGAGACAAGCCAAAAGAUCAACAUUGCUCGUGAAGAGUACCGACCUGUUGCUACACGUGGUUCGAUCAUUUACUUUCUCAUUGUUGAAAUGUCUCUUGUAAAUGUGAUGUACCAAACUUCACUGAAACAAUUUCUCCAACUAUUCGAUCAAGCGCUCGAACGCUCACCAAAGUCACCUGUAACAUCGAAACGUAUUACAAACAUCAUGGAGUUUUUAACCUAUGAAAUGUUCAAAUAUGCUGUUCGCGGUUACUAUGAAGAGCAUAAGUUCAUGUUUACGUUGUUGUUGGGAUUAAAGAUUGAUUUACAAGCCGGAAGACUGAAAUACGAUGAAUUUCAAACAUUGAUCAAAGGUGGUGCGUCAAUCGAUGCAAGCACAGCACCACCAAAACCAACUUACAAAUGGCUACAGAAUGAUACCUGGUUGAAUCUUGUCGAACUAUCGAAACUGUUCCAGUUUAGUGACAUUUUAAAUUCAUUGAAUCGCUCUGGUCCUGCAUGGGAUGCAUGGUUUAAGAAAGACGAACCUGAGCGCGCUGAAUUGCCCGAUGGUUGGGAUUCGCAAUUAGAUAAAUUUCGUCGUCUACUUCUCAUUCGUUCAAUUACACCAGCACGCUUUGUUAAAGCUGCGAACGAUUAUAUCAUCGAUUCAUUGGGGCCGAGAUACGGCGAAGGUGUUGUUCUUGACAUGGAAAAAAUGUGGGAUGAAUCGGAUAAAUGCUCACCAAUGAUAUGUUUUCUCUCCAUGGCUGCGAACGAUUAUAUCAUCGAUUCAUUGGGGCCGAGAUACGGCGAAGGUGUUGUUCUUGACAUGGAAAAAAUGUGGGAUGAAUCGGAUAAAUGCUCACCAAUGAUAUGUUUUCUCUCCAUGGGUUCCGAUCCCACUGUACAAAUUGAAACAUUGGCCAAAAAGAAGACCAUUGAAUGUAAUGCAAUAUCCAUGGGACAAGGACAGGAAGUUCAUGCUAGACGAUUGCUAUCUCAAGCGUAUUCCAACGGUUCGUGGGUUUUACUGCAGAACUGUCACUUAUCAUUGGACUUUUGUGAAGAAUUCCUAAUUCAACUAACCGAUAAUACUGAUCGUAUUCAUCCAGACUUUCGCCUUUGGAUAACAACUGAAGUUCAUCCGAAGUUUCCGAUUGGUCUUCUUCAAAUUUCGAUUAAAUAUACCGCUGAACCGCCACAAGGUGUGAAAGCCGGCCUCAAACGAACAUUCGCUGGUCUAACACAAGAACAACAAUUAGAAUCGAAUUCACAUGAGAAAUGGCGUCCAUUACUGUACGCUGUCGCAUUUCUACAUACAAUUGUUCAAGAACGAAGAAAAUUUGGUCCAUUAGGAUGGAACAUUCCAUACGAAUUCAAUCAAUCGGACUUCAAUGCGACAGUUCAAUUUAUUCAAAACUAUCUCGACGAAAUGGAUAUGUCCAAAGCCAUGCAAUGGAAAACAAUUCAUUACAUGAUAUCCGAAGUACAAUACGGAGGACGUGUCACGGACGACUUUGAUAAACGACUCUUGAAAACAUAUGUUAAAUGUUGGUUUCGUGACGAUAUGUUCGAUCCGGCGUUCUAUUUUGAAGAUAAAACCUAUCGUAUACCACGCAUGGCUCGCAUAGAAGAUGUUUUUGAUUAUAUAGACUCCAUGCCUAACUACGACAGUGGAAAAGUGUUCGGUUUAAGCCCGCUAGCUAAUGACAGAUAUCAAGAAGAUACUACUCGAAAAGUACUCGAUACAAUUCUGAGCAUCCAACCGAAAGAAGCUCGUGGUGGUGCAGGCGAAACACGGGAAGCUGUCAUCUAUCGCCUGGCAACUGAAACACUGGAAAAACUCCCACCCGAUUACAUUGCUCACGAAGUGAAAGAACGUUUAUCGAAACUUGAACCAAUGAAUAUCUUUCUUCGUCAAGAAAUUGAUCGUUUUCAACGUGUACUCAAUGCCGUACGACAUACAUUGAUCGAUUUGAAACUAGCUAUUGAUGGUACUAUUGUUAUGAAUGAAGAAUUACGUGAUGCACUGGAUCGCAUGUACGAUGCGAAAAUUCCCACUGUUUGGCUCAAAUUAUCAUGGGAAUCAUCAACGUUGGGUGCUUGGUUCACUGAUUUAUACGCACGAAACGAUCAGUAUCGUGCAUGGCUCAAACUUGAGAAAGACACACGACCUAUUGCUUUUUGGAUGACCGGUUUUUUCAAUCCACAAGGAUUCUUAACCGCCAUGCGUCAGGAAGUGACACGAGCUAAUCCAGGUUGGUCACUUGAUAAUGUCAUUCUUACUAAUAAAGUGACUCGCAUGGAUCGCGAUGCAUUGAAAGAUCCGCCACGUGAAGGUCUCUAUGUUUAUGGUUUGUAUAUUGAAGGCGCGAAAAUCAAAAAUGGCGCACUUGACGAACUGAAAGCAAAUGAAAAAGUCUUGACACAUCCAAUGCCUGUAGUACAUAUUUCUGCUGAAGCAGAUGGAAUGGGACCGACGAAACAAGACCGUCGCCCAGCUUACUAUGCGCCAGUUUAUAAGAAACCACGCCGCACAGAUCGAAAUUACGUUUGUACACUUAAAUUAGAAUGUCCACCGGGUGACAAAGCUGGUCCGGAUGUUUGGACGCUGCGAGGUGUUGCACUUCUUUGUGAUACAAAAUAA
Molecule: messenger RNA, 14421 nt
Organism: Adineta ricciae
Lineage: Eukaryota; Metazoa; Rotifera; Eurotatoria; Adinetida; Adinetidae
Source: the annotation of a GenBank genome assembly